Cryphonectria parasitica EP155 is the source of this 330-nucleotide messenger RNA. RefSeq lists its product as uncharacterized. The coding region runs from base 1 to 330 and encodes 109 amino acids. Lineage: Eukaryota; Fungi; Ascomycota; Sordariomycetes; Diaporthales; Cryphonectriaceae. The record is from RefSeq and is a predicted model, not a curated record. The transcript is spliced from 2 exons.
AUGGCCUCAAGAAUUCUUCUCAGAUCAGCUGGCGCUCUGCGGCCCGCCGUCACCACAAUGCCUACUCUCCAGAGAGGCUUCGCUGUGUCCUCGUCUCGCCAGUUAAAGGAGUCCGCGGAGACCAAAGAUUACGACAAGCACAAGCAAGACUCCCUGGCCAAGCAAAAGAGCGGCAAGGGCCACUGGAAGCCCGAGCUCGCCUCCGACGGCGAGGAGGCCAUCAAGGCGGACCGCUCCCCCAAGGAGGACUUUGCUCAGAUGCAGGAGCGGACCAAGAAGCAUGCCGAAGAGCAGACGGCCAAGGGUACCUCGACCAAGGAUCCUAUGUAA